Gaeumannomyces tritici R3-111a-1 is the source of this 585-nucleotide messenger RNA. RefSeq lists its product as hypothetical. Bases 1 to 585 code for a protein of 194 amino acids. Lineage: Eukaryota; Fungi; Ascomycota; Sordariomycetes; Magnaporthales; Magnaporthaceae. The record is from RefSeq and is a predicted model, not a curated record. The transcript has 6 exons.
AUGGUUGCGGGCUUACAAUAUUUACCCGCAACGGGUGCUAGUACGGUUAACGAAAAAGUUGCUUUUUUUGUUAAUUUAAGCUUUUAUUAUAACGUUAAAAGCGACGUAUCGAAAGCGGGGGUGUUAAAAUCGUUAAUAAGCGUAAAUUUAACGGCGGGCAAAAGAAAAACGUUAUUUUUAACAAAGCGUUUUGGAAAGCUUAUCGUUAAUAAAAGUAAAAGGUUCGGCAUUUGCACGGCCUUUUUAACUUCGAUUUCGAUUUUAACCCCGACUUUAACUAGCGUUUGCAAAGUUAUUGGCAAAAAAGCCGCUAGCAAAAGGGAUAAAGCGGAAAAUAAUAACGCCAACGUUCCGAAAAAGGAGGGGGAAUUUGUUAUACAAAGCGCUUGUAUCGCGCUGGAAGCAAAUGGUGUAACUUUGUUUUUAAACUUUUGCGUUAAAUUAUUUGCGUUAACAGCGAAAGCACUUUUUUUAAAUAAAAUUACCGUUUACGGACCAACGAAAAUUGCGCAUCCAUUUAAAUUUAUGGUCGUUAACGCAUUAUUAUUAAAGGUUAUUUGUAAAAAAAAGCUCGGGAUUUUUUAA